Vicia faba (fava bean) is the source of this 345-nucleotide messenger RNA. The record is from the annotation of a GenBank genome assembly. NCBI's taxonomy places the organism in Eukaryota, Viridiplantae, Streptophyta, Magnoliopsida, Fabales, Fabaceae.
AUGGUCGAGCAUUGCCAAAAUCCAUCAGUAUGGAAAGUGGCGGUUGAGGUGGUUCUUGAGCCCAAAUCCAUACCAUGUAGCAACAACAGUAUCACCUCUAAGGAUGAGUUUCCGUUUGAGUUGAUCGAUGCUGAGUGCGAUGAGGGACAGAGAAUGAAGGACGAAUGGAUUGUUGUAGGUGAUUGGUUAUUGUUGCUAUUAUGCAAGGAUAAUGCGUUUUUGCGGGUUAUAUGUUCAGCAAUGGACAGCAGGGCUGUUUUUGGGACUGGUUUUGGACAGUCUUGGACAGUUUUGGGCAACAUGUGCAGGUUGUUUGUUAUAGCAGGAUGGCAAGGCUGGUUUUGA